ACCCGACGACGAAGGAAGAUACUCAUUUCCAUUUGUACCAGCAAGAUGGAGAAGUCGUUGUUGCUUCUCUUCGUUACUUUCUUCUGCUUCCUGGUCUCCUGCAAUGGGAUCGAGACUCCCCAGUUCACGGUUGUUCACUCCGAAUCAGAUUUCGAGGUCAGAUUUUACAGAGAAUCUUCGUGGAUGUCAGCUCCCACUCGAGAAAUUUCGUUCCAAAAGGCGACCAAGGAUGGCUUCCACAGAUUAUUUCAAUACAUCCAAGGUGCCAAUUUAAACUCCUCUCGACUUAGAAUGACAACUCCAGUGUUGACAAGCAUUGUACCUGGAGCUGGCCCCCUAGGCUCGUCGGCCUACUUUGUUCAGUUCUACUUGCCAGCGAAGUUUCAAGCAGUGCCACCUUUACCACUCCCUGAACUGAACCUGCAACCUGAUGCAUGGGAUGGUCACUGCAUUGCAGUCAGGAAGUUCUCAGGGUUUGUUAGGGAUAGCAAUGUUGUUGAGGAAGCAGAGAAACUUGCUCUAAGCCUGAGCAGGUCUCCAUGGGCAGACUCGACCUCUGCUGAUGAUAAAUAUGCUUAUUCAAUUGCGCAAUAUAAUCAUUUUCGGGUUACUGAGCGGAAAAAUGAAGUCUGGGUGAAGGUUCAUGGAUCUGAGCUCAGUGGCUGCCGAUCAAGUGGCGUAGCUACUCACUAAAAUAGUCUCUGGAUUUGGCGGGUCAUACCAGGGAUUGCUUGGAUAUAUAUAUUGCUGUAUAACAUAGUGUCUCUGUGUUUGUAUAUUUAUGGAUAUAUCUGUAUAGGACUGCAUUGAUGGAUACUCAUGUAUGCUGCCUUUUCAUUCCAGUUGUGCAUAAGAAGAAAAUGGAUAAAA
Macadamia integrifolia is the source of this 870-nucleotide messenger RNA. Its product is annotated as heme-binding protein 2-like. The record is from RefSeq and is a predicted model, not a curated record. Bases 46 to 693 code for a protein of 215 amino acids. The transcript is spliced from 2 exons. NCBI's taxonomy places the organism in Eukaryota, Viridiplantae, Streptophyta, Magnoliopsida, Proteales, Proteaceae.